Echinococcus granulosus is the source of this 5640-nucleotide messenger RNA. RefSeq names its product Diacylglycerol kinase theta. NCBI's taxonomy places the organism in Eukaryota, Metazoa, Platyhelminthes, Cestoda, Cyclophyllidea, Taeniidae. The transcript has 25 exons. Bases 1 to 5640 code for a protein of 1879 amino acids. Gene Ontology annotation, molecular function: ATP-dependent diacylglycerol kinase activity. Gene Ontology annotation, biological process: lipid phosphorylation; intracellular signal transduction; diacylglycerol metabolic process. The record is from RefSeq and is a predicted model, not a curated record.
AUGGAUUUCCCACACGAGAAUCCUCAUUGUCCUUCGUUACCACCCCAACAAUAUGUCCUGACAACCCAGAUUUCCGGCCAGCCUUUCAUCUGUAACCAUCCAAACUGGUAUCUGCAACCCACCGCUUAUCCCUUGCAUGCCGCGGAAUGCUAUCUUCCCUUCGUAUUUAGUGAUGUUCAAAUGAACAACUCGGCUCCUAUUAUGCCCUCGUCUCUUCAAACUCAGAGGAUAGAACGACGUGUGGCUACUGCUCAAGCUUCGAAGCUCGAACAACUUCGCGCGAAUCACGUAAAUGAUGAAAAGAAGAAUAGAACCCACAUGACUAAACCAGAAUCGAGAGAGUCAGACGCGCUGCUAAUUUUGGAUCCUAAGACACGCACUCCUCAUGUAUCCCAACCUGGUGCUUCUCCGUCACCCUCCUCUACGUCAUUUCCUCGAAGGCAUGGCGUUGGAUGCAGAUCUUCAUUUACCUCCACAGGCAUGGCUGAUGUGGAAUCCUCAGAAAGCCAUCCGUACGGAGUAAAAACCUCAGAAUCGGAAAAUGAUUCCACUCCGACUAGGGAAACGACACUAUCGCGAGAACGCAUUAAACACCCUGAUUUAGUGAGGCGAGUUAAUGAGACCUGUAAUGAACAAAGAUGCAUUGAUAACAUCACCGAUCAUCUCUGUCAGCGUCUUCAUUUAGGAGGUCCGGAAUCAUCCACGUCUUCUUUCGAACCGCGCUUAGAGGUUGUUGCUGGUACACACUCGAACUUGGAGUCCAAACGCAGCAAGAACAAUCGCAAGGCUAAGUUGGAUUCGCCUCAAGAUCCGCCUCAAACCAAAGCUAAUACCACUUUCACGAGACCAAAGUGCCUAAAAACGACUAAACUGGAAUCUCCUUCCCCACGGAUGGGAGAUCCGACUUCGUGGGCUGCCGUAGCAUCCGCACCACCAAAUCUCAAAAUAUCGGAGGUGCGUGUGCUCAAACGCACCGAGCCGCUUCCAACCGCUGCUGCCACCAUCGCUAGCACCGCCUCGCAUCCACGGAUGCGAAGGAAGGCGUUGCGAGCGCAGCGUAAUCCGCGGCGCGGGGGUUAUCUCACCGACCUUAUGAAGGAGCGAAUGCUCUUUCGCUACCGGAGCCUUCUGGCUCAGAGCACCGCGCCUAGGCGCCGUGGCCAGGAGCGCUUGACGCCUAGGAGGAAACAUUACUCUCAUCUCAAGGCUGGCAUCCUCCGCGAUCGUCUCGUCAGGGGUAUGGUGGGACAAAUGACACACCCGUGUGAGGAGAAAUUCAUUCUCGCCGAGGCCACACGCAAUGUUGUGAAGAUAGUUUUGCCAAGUAUGCCAGACUUGGAGGCACCCGUGGAGGAGAUGUUAAAAAAACUGGCGGAAUUUCAUGAUCGGGCCUACAAACAGACAGCGGAGGCGCCUGCGAAGCGAAAGAACACUCGUCGCAUUGUCUGCGGCUUUCAUGAGGUUAUCAAAAGCCUCAAGCUGGACAAACUCAAAUUCCUUAUUAUUGCCAAAGAUCUUGAAAAAGGCGCCUAUGAAAUAGAGGAGGAGGGAUCGAAUCAAACAGAGGGAGCGGUCGAUCUGCCGAAAAAGUCGAACGCCUUGGCCAAGACACUCAAACAAACCGUUGACAUGGCCCGCGAACGUGGAUGUCCAGUGAUGCUGGCUUUUAAACGACGUUACUUGCAGCGCUUAUGUCAUAAGGGCGCUGCUGUGAGCUGCGUGGGUGUGAUAAACCUUGCUGGUGCCGAGGAUCUAGCAAAGCCGAUCAUGGAAACAUAUCGCCAAGCGGUUAACGCAGUUGGCGAGCCGCAAGUGAUCCUGGAAAUAGCUAAAGUGCCCGCUUUAAACGUGUGCCGAACCCUUCCUGAGAUGGAUGAACCCUUUGCAUCGAAGCCAACUGAGACUAUUACUUCCCUGGACGUGGAGAGUACCACCGAUACGGAUACUCAGUCAUCGAGUCCAAGGGUCGGCACAGCCGUUAAAGGGUGGUUCCAAGGUCAUGCAUUUAUCAAAAAGAAUCUUCACAAACCUGCAACUUGCCAUCAUUGCUGUGAUCUCCUUUGGGGCAUACUUGGAACCACUGGGAUGAUAUGCGAAAUCUGCAAUUUUCUUGCGCACGAGAAAUGCAUCCGUCAAGUUGUCUCCCCCUGUACCUGCAUAAUCCCAUUUUUAAUUCAGGAUCCCAUGGCCCAUUGCUGGUCAGAUGUUGGUCAUUUUAAACGGAAAUUCUGCAACGUCUGUCGAAAACGAUUGGAUGACUUGCUGUCUGUCAGAUGCGAGAUCUGUGAGUACUACACCCACUACGAAUGCUUGGAAUUCGUCUCAGCAGAUUGCAAAGUUUGCUCCAUCUCAACUCCCUCCAAGGAUCGCGAAAAAUCGCCAACCCUCCUUCGCAAGCCGAGUGUUCUAGCAUCGUUGGGCUUACCAUUCUCCAACAUCGCGGACAUUCCCGAGUUGCACUCGGCCCUUGGUAUGGCCAGUACGCCUGGCAGCAGCAGUGGUUGUGGUGGUGGCGCUACUGGCAUUAGUGAUACUGAGUCCGUUCCCCCACGUCCCUGGACUGGAGGAAUGGCCGCAUUUGCCGCCUAUGCAAUGCGCUCUGCAGCGAUCCAAGCAGCUGCCGUCACCACUGCCACUGCCGCCACUUCAAGCUCGGUGAAUUCGGGUGGAACACUCGCUUCAAGCUCCACUGCUACCGCAACCACCACAUCGGCCUCCUCCUCACCCUUCCCCCAGACCGGCGUAAGCGGGGUGAGCGCUCCGACUAACCUGCCUCCGAGUCCCGUCUCCCCUCAGGCACCCCCGCCUCUUCCAUUCACCAUUACACCCCAAACUGAUGUACCCGUACAUCACUGGCGCGAGGGCAAUCUGCCUGCCAACUCAAAGUGCAGCAGCUGCAAGAAAACCUGUUGGUCCGCCGAGUGCCUGACUGGCAUGCGCUGCGAGUGGUGCGGCGUAACAGUGCACUACACGUGCUUUCGAAACCUCCCCAUGGAAUGCGACUACGGGUCUCUGAGGGAUAUCAUGCUGCCUCCGCAGGCUGUCUCCAUUCCCAGAACCAGUCUUCUCAUGGAACACAUUAUUGGUCUGCCCAAACCCCAACCGGACUUCUUUCCUGGCCUUCCGGCUCUGAUGGAUGAGUUCACCAGUAGUGGUGAGAGCUUGGAGGAAUCUGGCUUCGAGCGUCGAACGAAUCGUGACAAAUCCGAUCGCGACUUUGAUGAUUAUGUCCGCGUGUACGAUGGCAUGGACCGCUACAGGCGACAUCAGUGUCGGUACCUCUCAUUGGGAAAAAAUGUUUCUGUUCGAAAAGUGAUUGAACUAUCUCUCAAGGCAUUCCAACUUCCUCCUGAUGAAGAAAAGGAUUUCUAUUUAGUUGAAAUUAAUGAGCGAGAUGGCAGCGAGCAUCCGUUAGACUCGAACACUCCAUUCAAGCGCCAGCUUCAAUUUGAGACCCGGCGACCUCAGAUCAUCCUUCGAUAUGUCGAGCGGGAGGAGAAUCGCGAUUAUAUCAAUGUCUAUCCUGGAUCACUAGUCGACUACGCUGACAUAAGUGUACCCUCAAUCCAGGUCUCCAUAACACCGACAACUUCAGCUCACGAUGUGCUUGUCCUUUCGCUCCAUCGGUUAGGCGUUGGCUAUCUGGACGCUAAUAAGUUUAACUUGGUGGAGACGGUUGUGGACCGUGGAUUGGUUGAGCGAGUGCUUCAUCCGAACGACCGUCCUUGGGAGAUAAUUGAUAACGUCCGACUGGAGUCCGUCCGGGCCCUGCGCCUGACUCGCUUUUACAUUCGCUCCGUGAAGGAUCCUUAUGGUCAGGGCGUCUCUUUGUUUGUGGGGAACCUCAAAAGGGGCCUCAGUCAACGUCUCUAUGAAAUCAUUCUUCUUGAGCGCCUGGGCUAUCAGAACAAAUGGGACGCCAUAGAGGUGAUCUACUACGACUUUGGAAGUCUAGUGGUGAUAUACUCGAAUGCAGAGAAGGCAGACGAAGCCUACCGCCUUUUGAAGAACAGUACAUUUGAGGAUCGGCCGAUUCUCGCGAUGAUUUUGCCCCGAAUAAAGCCCGAACACAUCCUGGAUGGCACGCAACCACUACUAGUUUUCGUGAACGUCAAGUCCGGUGGGUGUCAGGGCCUAGAGCUUAUCACAUCUUUCCGAAAACUGCUCAAUCCUCAUCAGGUGUUUAAUCUGGAUAAUGGUGGUCCUCUGCCCGGGCUGCAUUGUUUUCGGCACCUCUCGCGGUUCAAAAUCCUCGUGUGCGGCGGUGACGGAACGGUGGGCUGGGCACUUUCCUGCUUGGAUAAUGUGGGUCAGGAUGCUGCCUGCCCCACCCCACCCAUGGCCAUCUUACCCAUUGGGACGGGCAACGACCUCGCGCGCGUUUUACAUUGGGGUCCAGGAUACACAGGCACCGAGGAUCCCCUGCAAAUCCUCCGAGACGUGGUGGAGGCGGAGGAGAUACGCCUCGACCGCUGGACAGUUGUCAUUAAGCCAGAUCAGGUUGAGAGUGACGCGCAGAAGAAGCAGCUGCAGAUAGAGGCGAACACCUGCAACACCAACGAGGACACCAGCCGCAUUUUUGUGAUGAACAACUAUUUCGGCCUUGGCAUCGACGCCGACCUCAAUCUUGAUUUCCACCUGGCUCGUGAGGAGAACCCAGCUAAAUUCAACAGCAGAAUCCACAACAAGUCGGUGUACUUCAAGAUGGGUCUACGGAAGAUGGUGAACCAGACGAAAUGCAAGGACUUGCACCAGAAUGUCCUCAUUGAGGUGGACGGCCGGCAGUUGGACCUGCCACCCAUAGAGGGUAUUAUUAUCCUCAACAUCCUCUCGUGGGGUGCUGGCGCCAAUCCAUGGGGUAUGGAGAAGGAUGAGGCCUUCGCUAAGCCCACUCACUACGAUGGCCUCCUCGAGGUCGUCGGCGUCACUGGGGUCGUUCAUAUGGGCCAAAUCUUCUCCGGUCUCCGCACCGGCACGCGUCUCGCUCAGGGCGGACACAUAAGAAUCACACUGAAAUCAGAUAUCCCCGUCCAGGUGGAUGGCGAGCCGUGGAUUCAGUCACCGGGGCAGAUUGUUGUUCUGCGCUCCGCAUUGAAGGCGACAAUGCUGAAGAAGCGAAAACGGCGAAAAGUCAACCGUCGCCACACAGAGCCCGGCUUGGGGGCAAAUAGUGGAGUGGCGGUAGAUGCUUCGAGUGGAGCUAUGCUACCUGCCAUUCUACCCACUACUACCGCUGUUGUCGAAACCGGUUCCUCCUCAACUACCACCACCACUACUGUUUUCUCUGCCAGCCCUUUGCCCUCCAUAGUGAACAGUAGCAGCGGUGGUGGCGGCAAGUCCCGUCGCGGACUAACAGCUCUGCGCUCGGAAGCCGCUAUUGGGGCCUCUCAGUUUACCCUCCACUCACAGGUAGCGAUUCCCUCGGACCGUCGGCCAGUGACACCGACGCCCUUCCUUCUACACGAUUUCACUCUUGAGGACCGAUUCAUCGACUGUGGCAGUGGACCCGAACUGGCUCCCCUAUCUGCCAAUCACAGUCAUGUGGAUGAAACUGUCGCUGCCGUGACCUCUGGCACUUCCUCUUCCCCCUCCUCUGCUUCGCCCGAUUUCCUCCUCAACCCCACGCUGCCUGAGGAAUAG